Dendronephthya gigantea is the source of this 2653-nucleotide messenger RNA. RefSeq lists its product as uncharacterized. Lineage: Eukaryota; Metazoa; Cnidaria; Anthozoa; Malacalcyonacea; Nephtheidae. The transcript has a single exon. The record is from RefSeq and is a predicted model, not a curated record. Gene Ontology annotation, cellular component: membrane. The coding region runs from base 239 to 2536 and encodes 765 amino acids. Gene Ontology annotation, molecular function: G protein-coupled receptor activity. Gene Ontology annotation, biological process: G protein-coupled receptor signaling pathway; cell surface receptor signaling pathway.
GCCUUCCUUUCAUCACGAAAGACAGCGUCGCGAAGUUGACAGCGUGUGUAUCGGGAAUGAUACUGCAUUUCCCGGGGUUGAUUGUAGCUACGAAGAAGGUAAAUAUUCGUGCAACGAAAGAGCUUGCGGUCGGCUUGAUUCACAGAAACCAAAUUCCUCGCUGUGGAGAUGCGUCUCCUACAAUAUCUCUUUAUCGGAAUCCAGGCCAUGCCUUUCAAACGUUUGGCCUGGGUAUUGGAUGAUUACUAAGUGCCCAAUGAACUGGCCUUUGGAUAAUUUUAGAAGGAGAUGUGAAUCUGCGCCGUCAGAAUUAACACUUCCCGUUGAAGAAGAUAAUAUUCCAGUUGUUUCAAAGGAUGCACUGACAUAUCGCAAUCAAUAUUGUGCACUGUGUCACGGCAUAAGAAAUUACACUGCAUGGGAUGUAAAGGUAUAUUACAUUGAUAAACCUCCUGAAGGAGAUGACUUGAACUCUCUAUUAAAGUCUUUUAACUGGAGUCUUAUUGAUAUCAUCCCCAGAUCUAAUCAGCCUGGAAGGAUUUGUUUCGGGAAAAAUUAUAUUGACAGCUGUGGUUCAACAGAACCUUCGACAAGUUCUUUCAACAAGUCUUGUGUUGAAGAUUCUGCUGAAUUUUUAGAAUUUUGGGGCGAUGUUAAGCUUUAUUUUAGAAACAAGGCUUGUGCUUUCUGCAAUGGGUAUCAAAGUUUUUCACACCCGUUUCCAUUAAGAUUAAGUUGUGGGAGUAAGAUUGGUGGACUGCCUCUAUCACAUUCACUCGUGUUUAAACUACGUACUGUCAACGGACUACCGCCGCGUACUGUAGUCGCACAAACGUGUCCUUCCGGUACGGUCUACGACACGAUCUUGAAAUUUUGUCGACGAGGAUAUAUUGAUUCGUCCAGCGGUGAAUUGACCAACGUGUACUUGAUGAUAUUAUGGUGUAACCAGUCUAGAGGAAGGCAGCCUGCGAUCAUUUCUGAGCUUGAGAAUGUUUUAAAACAAGCGAUUGUCAGCCAAUUUUCACUUCACCGCAAUCAAAUCUCACAGCUUAUUUUUCAUAAUCAAGAUGAAAAAAACAAUUUACUUGUCGUAUCUUUUCAUCUCACAUUGACCCCGUCUCAAAACUUGAUUUUGGAAAACCAAGACAAUCGUAUCUUUAAUGUUACAAGUGAGGAAGGCGAAUUCUUGAGGUUGUUGAACUCCAAAGGAAAUUUCACCCUAUCUUGGAAAGAAAACGGUUUCUUCGUUACAAAAAUGAUUUCAAAACGACUGUCUUGUUACGGUGGGAAGACUUUCAAAUCACAUGAAUACAAAAUUGCUAAGAAAAAUGGAAGUUUUUUUGUAGAGAAAACAGGGGAAGUUUUUUCGCUAAAGGAUUAUGCUUUAGUUGAAGAAAAGGGAGGAAAUAUUACAUUAUGUCGUAAACUGGUUCCUUCGGACUGCAGAAAAGGUGCUUACGUGCCUCUCAGACCAAACGAAUAUGUUGUUCUUCAAAAUUUAUCUGUUUAUUACAACGCGACAGGAAAUAUCUUCAAUUUUGGCGAGUAUCUAAUUGAUAAAAGCAAAAACGACUUCAACGUUUCAAGCCAAAAUCUUACUUCAUCCAAAAGCUCAACGAUUUCCGUUUGCUUACCAUUUAGAGACACGUUUAACGCAACCAUAAUAAAAAACGGCGAAAGUUUAACAAAUUAUGAACUACGAAUUCUAACACUGAUUGGUUUCAUCAUCUCCAUAAUUUGCUUAUUCCUACUUUUGGUAACUUAUGGAUGGUUCCGAGAAUUAAGAACUGUCCCAGGAAUGAAUUUAAUGAACUUAGGCUUCUCAAUGUUGUUGUCAGAUCUCAUAUGGUUGAUAGGAACCAGUCAUUUUACUGGAACAAUAACGUGCAAAGUGUUUGCGAUAUUGGAACACUAUCUUUUCCAGGUAUCAUUCCUUGCAAUGUCCGUCAUUUCAUAUCAUUCUUGUCUAGUUUUCGCUCGACCUUUUGCCGGAAGACAUGUAAACACGUCUUGGCGAAGGUUUUCCACUUAUUCCGGGGUCGUGUGGCUGACUCCGGCUGUAUUUGUCGCAAUCUGUGUAACCUUGGAUGAAACUGGAGUAUUCUCAUUGGAUUAUGGUACGAAUUGUUGGUUGGGAACUUUCAACGGUAUCUUGUAUCUAUUCUUAUCACCGCUGGCUAUAUCACUCCUCUACAACAUCUACACGUUCAUAAAAACAGCUUGUUUGUUACUUCGUGAUGACGAGAGACGAGAUAUUUUACAACGCAAGGAAGGAAAACAAAAUCUUCUCAUCUGCAUCAAACUUGCAUCGUUGGUCGGUUUUCCCUGGCUGUUUGCGUUCCUUGGUGUCCUGUUUCCCGAUGAAAUAGCAUUUGAAUAUUUGUUCGUCAUCUUUGUUUGCCUACAAGGAUUGUACAUCGGAGUGGCGUUCUUGUUCACCAGGAAAACUUUGGAUCUUUACAAAAAACGAUGGAAUAUCGGCCGCAGUGGAAAAAAUACAUCUUAUACUUCAGCACCAACUUUUGAAAUGACUUAAUCAAUUUGAGUAUGGUAAAGCACUAAAUUUAAGACUAGUAGUAAUGAAAGAUUAGACAAGUGCGUCCGAUUUUUUAUUACCAAAUGUUUUUUGUACUAUAAAUUUUACAAACAAAAC